UGCUUUCCUGGCAAAAACAUUUCGUCAGACAGUGACGGGUCUGGCGACCAUGCACUGAGUUGUCGAGGCACACAUGCCGAUUCUGAGACGCAUUCAUAAACACAUAUUCUCACAAAUUUGCAGUGUAUCCACAGCAGCGAUGAUAAAAUUGCCGACUCCAAAAGUCUUACACUUGCCUCCACAAACGCCCAAUGGUUGUUUGUCGAAGCCGGGUGAUAUUCAGCAAGAUUUCUCGGAAAUUCUGAAAUCUACUGUAAACGCUUUGAAGGAUGGAGAAGUAGUGGCCGUACCAACUGACACGCUGUACGGUUUAGCGUGUCUGGCUCAAAACUCCGAGGCUGUGAAGAAAGUGUACGACAUCAAAGGCAGAAAUGGACAGAAACCCUUGGCCAUCUGUGUUGGCGAAAUCGAGGAGAUUUAUACAUACUGUAAAGUUGUGGUGAAGAGGGAACUGCUAGAGAGUGUGCUGCCCGGACCUGUCACAUUGGUGCUGGAGAGAUCUGAGGAGCUGAACCCCAACCUUAAUCCCUUCACCCCGCUGGUAGGAGUGCGCAUCCCUGACCACCCAUUCAUGCGACGCUUGUGCCAGAUGUGUGGAGAACCUCUUGCCCUCACCAGUGCCAACAUCAGCUCCCAGACCAGCACAGUGGACAUCCAUGAGUUCCAGGAGCUGUGGCCGAAGGUGGCGGUGGUGGUGGACGGCGGCCGCAUUGGGGACCAGAGCAGACAGGGCUCCACGGUGGUCAACCUGUCUGUCCCUGGCAGAUACAGCAUCAUCCGCCCGGGAUGCGCCCUGACUCCCACUCUGAAUGUACUCGACCACAAAUAUGGACUAUGGGAAGAAAGUGACACUCAAAAGGUUUGACACCCGACAGAGACAAACCUGCCACAGAAAACGCACAAUCAUCUCCGUUCUCUGCUCCUCAAAAGGACGGGAGGGACAGGGGAGGCGGACGCUGAGAGAAGAGGCCUUCAGCUCAGAGGGGUGGGGAAUGGAAAAGAAGGAUACGUCUGUUAUAUGGAGCUCCUGUUCUGCACUUUGGAUAGAUCUGCAACUCUGGAGGAUUUGCUGUCUUGGUGGUGGGCCUUACACUUGUCCAUAAAGCCAGUAGAGGAAGUGUACACAUCAUCUGUUCCGGUGCUGGAGGAGGUCCAAGAUACUUGUCUUGUUGUAGCAAGUUAAACAGAUUUAUUCUGACAGUGCAUGGUGACAGUUCAAAUCUAUUUUUUGAGCUACAUACUUAUAUUGACGAUCACUUGGACCUCAGAAUGAUUCUUGUUGAAUAAUGGAUGCACUCCCAGUGUGGCAAGAUUAGUGUGUACUACUGGCAAACCCCCAAUUUGCUAAUGUAGACAUAUACUAAAUUGACCUAGCAUAUAUGGCAGUCCUUAAUUCCCAGAUUAUUAUACUUUAAAGUUUUUUAUUUUCUAUUGAUGUGAGUGUUUUGUAUUUAUUUAUGAGAAGACAGAACUGGUAUAUUAGACUAUAAUGGGACAUUUCUGAAUACACACAUUGACCUGACAUAUUUCUUUGCUAUCUUUUUUCCAUUUUUUUUUUUAUUAUUAUGAUUGAUUUUACCGGCUGGUUUGACCAGUCAUGGUUUUCUGAUAUUGCUCAUGGUCUGAACUCCGAUCCCUUCAUCAUACUCCAUGUUCUCCUGCCUCUGACUCUUAAUAAAGUAAAACCAGAAAUGGCUUUUUUCUGUCAUUUUCAGGAAAGCUUCUGCUGCAAUAUUUCUCUAUUACUCUUGUCUCCCGAUGGCUGGGGUAAUGGCAGCCUUAAUCUGUGCCAAUCCCCCUUUUCUCUCCAAGCCAAAAUAAAGAGAAGCUCUAAGACAUUUUAAUCUGCUGGUUUUCCAUCCUUCUUUGACAUAUCCAUUAUGGAGAUUACCCCCUCGUAUCUCCAGAUGAUCUUGAUAAAUGACCUUCCGUUUGUGGUUGAUAAUCUUUUGUGAUGUAAGCAUCAACAACUGCAUCAUCUGAUGAGCCAUUAUGCGACAUGUCUCAGUUGGAUGUCCAGACAUAAAGUGCCGACGUCUACUGUUAAACCAUAAUUAUCUUUAUUUUUCAAUAUUUUUUUAUUUCAGAGCUAUGAACAAUACGAUUUCAUAGCU
Sardina pilchardus (European sardine) is the source of this 2114-nucleotide messenger RNA. It is a transcript of the gene yrdc, whose product is annotated as yrdC N(6)-threonylcarbamoyltransferase domain containing. The transcript is spliced from 6 exons. Bases 74 to 865 code for a protein of 263 amino acids. NCBI's taxonomy places the organism in Eukaryota, Metazoa, Chordata, Actinopteri, Clupeiformes, Clupeidae. Gene Ontology annotation, cellular component: cytoplasm. The record is from RefSeq and is a predicted model, not a curated record. Gene Ontology annotation, biological process: regulation of translational fidelity. Gene Ontology annotation, molecular function: tRNA binding; double-stranded RNA binding; nucleotidyltransferase activity.